AUGAUGCAAGUGAACCCAACGAACGGAACGGGCCAAACGAAUAAUGCCUGUUGGGGGAUGCGGGAGAACGUCAGGACAAGCGCGAAUGAUGCCCCACUGAUGGAACGACGCAGCGAGGACAUGCCUACCUCCAUUCACAGAUACGAGAGAGUAUACAUGAGCUACCUGCACUUACACUUCUGCGUCAUCGACUUUAAAGAUACCAUGUUCAUUUCGGUGACGGACGAACGUAACGAGUUGACAGACCUGCAGGUAUCCUACCCGCUGAAAUAUGUGGAUGCUGAUAACACGGCGUGUCUGGUCGGGGAGCCCCACUCGCACGGAAACGACGUGGCGCGGCUGCUAGGCAUGAAGUUUAGGAUCCCCUUCUACGUGAGCGUCAACGUGGACGAAGGAGACGAGGGACUGACCAAUUUUAUCUUCUCCACCUGCCUGGAGAUACUAAAGCCGCUAUUCAGUGACAAGAGAGGAGACUCCACAGAGGGAUGA
Plasmodium inui San Antonio 1 is the source of this 489-nucleotide messenger RNA. RefSeq lists its product as hypothetical. The record is from RefSeq and is a predicted model, not a curated record. Lineage: Eukaryota; Apicomplexa; Aconoidasida; Haemosporida; Plasmodiidae. Gene Ontology annotation, biological process: proteasome assembly. The coding region runs from base 1 to 489 and encodes 162 amino acids. The transcript is spliced from 3 exons.